AUGUUGGCUUGGGGAGAGGAGAAACAUCCACCUGAGAGCGGGAAGCAAAAUGGAAAGCAACAGCAGCAACAGCAACAACGCCGGCGAAAGCCGUCCGGACUUCUUGCCGCAGAACACCAACCAUUACCAGACGACACAAGGAACGUCUAUAUAUCCCCUUCCGCAGUGAGCAAUCUUUCCGACUUGUACGGGCACGGCGUCAACGUAAAAGGCUCCAAUUCUGCUGCGGGCUCGGCGCAACGGACAGCGGCCGAGGGUGCUAACGGCGGUCGCGACAUCACGGAAACUUCCAGCCAACGCGCCAAGGAGGUGCGAGAGCGUAGAAGGAGCCGACGCCGAGAGUCUUCAUUGAGAAUCAAGGUCAGCUUGGGCUUUCCACGCAACCCUGCGGCGGAAGAUGUCCUCCAGAAGAGAGCUAAAGAGGCUGACGAGGAUAGGGAAAAAACAGAGAGCAAGCUCAAGAGACGCUUGGACCACCGUCGCCGGCUUCUCAAUGUCCUCAAGGCCUCGCAUGUCGAGGACAACGACGGUGCUGACCUGGUUUCAAAGAUCGCUCGAUCCGAGAUGCCGCGGGCGGGAGUCGGCACAGGCACUGCUGAUGGAGCCGGCCACGGCUCCGGGCCUCGGAGGUCUUCUCUGGCCGAUCUCAAGGACCUGGCAAAGGAGCUCAUGGCUAGGGAACCUGUCCCGUGUAGUAGGAACGUGGCCACCGUGGACUGCUCCCGGCGGCCAUCAGUCAAACCGGUGGAAUCGAAUCGGGAGCCAUCGUCAAGAGAGGCGAAGAAACGGGCGCUGAAUCAGGGAUGGCGCGAGGUGGUAGAAGCGGUGUUCCCAGAAGAAGCCGACCGACGCCGGCAAGUGGUCCGCUUUCGAGAGGGGUCUGGGGAGGAGGACAGGGAGCGCAAGGAAGCAAGCAUUCGAGGGUUCAUGGCGGCGACCACACCCAAGGAGCACGUAGAGUUUCUCAUCGCAGCAAUGGAUCCCGCUAGGGCCAACGACCUCUCCUCCGUGAUUAAGUGUCUGUUGCUGCACUACACUGGUCCCGUGGCAGACGAGCUGGACAUCUUGCUCGGAGGAAGGAUUGGCGGAAUGGAGAUUCAAGAGCUGCUGGAGAUGAGCUUGGAGGCGCUGGACCACGCGCACACCGCCCAUGUUCCCUCGAUUCUCAUGCUGCAGUGGCUGCUGGGCAGGGCUCCGCACCUCCGGUCUCUACUGCUUCAAGGAGGCGUGGUCUCUCGAGCGUUUCGUCGGCUGGAGAGGGCCGAGGCCAAGGGAUUCGGGCCAGGGGAACGAGCGAUGCAGUACGCCACGCUGUUUCUCGCCACAGGGCUAAUGUUUGAGUGA
Molecule: messenger RNA, 1344 nt
Organism: Ectocarpus siliculosus
Lineage: Eukaryota; Phaeophyceae; Ectocarpales; Ectocarpaceae
Source: the annotation of a GenBank genome assembly